Molecule: messenger RNA, 2699 nt
Organism: Asparagus officinalis (garden asparagus)
Lineage: Eukaryota; Viridiplantae; Streptophyta; Magnoliopsida; Asparagales; Asparagaceae
Product: probable linoleate 9S-lipoxygenase 5
Exons: 9
Coding region: 7-2580 (857 amino acids)
Biological process (GO): lipid oxidation
Molecular function (GO): metal ion binding; oxidoreductase activity, acting on single donors with incorporation of molecular oxygen, incorporation of two atoms of oxygen; protein binding
Source: RefSeq, a predicted model, not a curated record
AGAGAGAUGAUGAUGAUGAAGGAAGCUCUUAGUAGCAUAUGUGGGUGUAUCACAGAUGCGGGCAAAGAUGCAGAGUUGAAGGCAAAGGUGAUUUUGAUGAAGAAGAACGUCCUUGAUCUCAACGAUUUUCGAGCAACGAUCCUCGAUGGUUUGCAGGAUUUUCUAGGGCAAGUUGUCUCAUUCCAGCUUGUCAGUUCUACCGUUGGUGACUGGAAUAAUGAGAAUAGAGGGAUCGUAGGGGAACCAGCCUACCUAGAUCAUAGCAUAUUGACAUUGCCAACGCUGAUUGCCGGCGAGACCGAGUUCGGGUUGACCUUCAAGUACCAUGAGACCGAGGGGAUUCCAGGGGCUGUUGUUGUGAAGAAUCAUCAUCUUGAUGAGUUCUUUCUCAAGAGCAUUACCAUUGAGAAUUUCCCAGGAAAAGGUCGAAUCCAUUUCGUCUGCAACUCUUGGGUUUAUAACGUCAACAAGUAUACUUAUGAUCGGAUCUUCUUCAGUAAUGAUGUGUACCUUCCAAAAAAUACACCAGGGCCUCUGAGGCCGUACAGAGAAGAGGAGCUCGUCCACCUCCGGGGGAACGAUGUUAACCGCGAGCUACAAGAGUGGGAUCGCGUUUACAACUACGCCUACUACAAUGAUCUCGGUAACCCUGAUGAAGGCAUCAUUAGGCCGAUCCUUGGAGGCUCUACGGAGCACCCUUAUCCCCGUAGAGGAAGGACGGGACGCCCCCCCACCAGGACUGAUCCAAAGACUGAGAGCAGAUUGUCUCUUCUAGGCCUCGACAUCUAUGUACCCCGUGAUGAGCGUUUCGGACACUUGAAAAUGGCUGAUUUUCUUGGAUAUUCUCUCAAGUCUCUAGCUCUGUCCUUCGUACCAAAAUUGCGCUCUAAAUUUGAUCAUACUCCUGCUGAGUUCGACACCUUCGAUGAUGUAAUGAGGCUCUUUGAGGGUGGCUUGCCAAUCCCUCAAGUUCCUCUACUUGAGUUUCUACACGAGAAUGAUCCCUUCACCUUCAUCAAGGCGAUAUUCAGUACUACAGAUGGCCAACAAUUCAUGAAGUUCCCGUUGCCUGAUAUUGUGAAAGAUGAUAGGUAUGCUUGGAGAACGGAUGAAGAAUUUGCAAGAGAAAUGUUGGCUGGUGUGAACCCUGUCAUCAUUCAGAGACUCCAAGAAUUCCCUCCAACUAGCACACUUGAUCCUAGCAAGUAUGGAAAUCAAAUUAGCUCGAUAGCAGCAGCAGAUAUUCUCAAAAAUCUAGAAGGACAAUCUGUUGAAGAGGCACUGAGCAACAAUAGGCUUUACAUAUUGGAUCACCACGAUGGGCUAAUGCCGUACAUGAACAGAAUCAACUCAACAACCAACAAGAUCUAUGCGACAAGAACGCUGCUCUUAUUGAAAGACGACAGUACUCUGAAGCCGCUAGCAAUCGAGCUCAGCUUGCCGAACCCUGACGGAGAGCAUCUCGGUGCAGUGAGCAAAGUCUUGACGCCGUCCGAACAAGGUGUCGAAGGGAUCAUGUGGCAGUUGGCCAAAGCUUAUGUUGCUGUGAAUGACUAUGGCAUUCACCAGCUCGUCAGCCACUGGCUUAGAACACAUGCAGUGACCGAGCCGUUUGUAAUCGCGACGAACAGGCGCCUAAGCGCGCUUCAUCCGAUCAACAAGCUUUUGGUGCCUCAUUUUCGUGAUACGAUGAACAUAAAUGCGUACGCUCGCCAGGGACUCAUCAAUGGUGGUGGCAUCCUUGAAUCCAUUGUGUUCCCAAACAAAUAUGCGAUGGAAAUGUCUUCUUUCAUCUACAAGAGCUGGAAUUUCACUGAGCAAGCUCUCCCUGUUGAUCUCCUAAAGAGAGGAGUCGCAGUUGAGGACCCAACCGGUCCACAAAACCUCCGCCUCCUAAUACCCGACUACCCCUACGCGGUCGACGGCAUCGAAAUCUGGUCGGCAAUCGAAACAUGGGUCGCAGACUACAUCUCCAUCUACUACCCCAACGACUCCGCCGUCCAAUCCGACGUCGAGCUCCAGUCCUGGUGGACCGAAAUAGUCCAGGUCGGCCACGGCGACCACAAGGACGAGCCCUGGUGGCCCAGAAUGCAAACGGUCGGCGACCUCAAAAAAUCCUGCACCAUCAUAAUCUGGGUCGCCUCGGCCCUCCACGCCGCGGUCAACUUCGGCCAGUACGCGUACACCGCCUACGUGCCAAAUCGACCAACUAUCAGCCGCACAGCCGACUACGACAAUUUGCUGGCCAAGCCGGAGAAGGCGUUUUUGGACACCAUAACUAACGAGCUGGACAGCAUCGUAGGGAUAUCGCUUAUGGAGAUACUGUCGAUGCACGCGUCGGACGAGAUAUACUUAGGUCAACGGGCUUCGCCCGAGUGGACGAAGGACGAGAAGGCGCUGGGUGCUUUCAGGCGGUUCGCUGAGAAAUUGCGCGGCGUUGAGAGGAGGAUAGACGAGAGGAACAAGGAUAGGGGGUUGAAGAACAGGACCGGGCCUGUGAACGUGCCGUACACUUUGCUGUUCCCCACGAGCACUGAGGGGGUCACAGGGAGGGGGAUACCUAACAGUGUUUCCAUUUGAGAUAUAUGAUGGUUAGGGUUGGAAUAAUUAAGGGCCUGUUUGGAUUCGUAGGGGGUGAAGGGAAGUUAAGGAAAACUGAGUGAAGGGAAGGGAAGGGAAAGGAAGGGCCCCUUGGUUAC